Messenger RNA from Pollicipes pollicipes, 5509 nucleotides. RefSeq names its product histone deacetylase 6. The record is from RefSeq and is a predicted model, not a curated record. Lineage: Eukaryota; Metazoa; Arthropoda; Thecostraca; Pollicipedomorpha; Pollicipedidae. Gene Ontology annotation, cellular component: histone deacetylase complex. The transcript has 18 exons. Gene Ontology annotation, molecular function: histone deacetylase activity; zinc ion binding. Gene Ontology annotation, biological process: epigenetic regulation of gene expression. The coding region runs from base 1 to 2649 and encodes 882 amino acids.
AUGCGCCCAAGUGGCGAGCUGUGUGUGUGGCUGGUGCUGCAGUGUGACGCGGCAGCGGCAGUCGGGCGCCUCCCCACCGGCCUGGUGUUGGAGGAACGGCUGCCAGAGCCGACCACGCCCGACCAGCCGAACCGGCCGACCUCGCCCACCCAGCUGGCUGACGUCUGGGAUAGGUGCCGCCAGCUGGGGCUGGUGGACCGGUGCGCGCGCGUGCCGGCCCGCCCGGCCACCGACGAGCAGCUGCUCACCUGCCACAGCGCCGAGCACGUGGAGAUGUGGCGUCAGCGCGACCAGGCCGCGUUUUGCCGCGCCGCCCUGGCGGCCGGCUCAGCGAUAGAGCUCACCGACCAGAUCCUGGAGGGGAAGCUGCAGAACGGCUUCGUCAUGGUCGGGCCGACGGAGCCGGACCCGGCAGCGGACCGGGCCUUCUACGAGGACGACAGAGUGCUCGUCUUCUCCACCCACCGUCUGGAGGGGGCUGGCUCGCCGCGGCAGCCGGCUGACGGCGACUUCGACGCCGCCGGCGCCGGCCAGGGCGCUGGCUUCACCUGGAACGUGCCGCUGGACGGGGCGGCGGGCGACGCUGAGCUGCUGGCCGUCUGGCACCGGCUGCUGCUGCCAGCCGCCUACGAGUUCGCGCCUGACCUGGUGGUCGUGUCCGCCGGCUUCGGAGCCGCUCUGGGCAACCCCAAGGUCGGUAUGCGCGUGACGCCGGCCUGUUUCGGUCACCUGACCCACGCCCUGCUAGCACUGGCCGCCGGCCGCCUGGAGACCACCAUCCUGGACGUGAUGUGCGCGCACCACAGCGUCUUCCGCUGCUUCUCGCACCUGGAGACGUUCUCGGCGGCGGACGCGGCGGCGGCGGCGGAGAUGCCGGACUGCCACUGGCCGUCUGCCGGCCGUUUGCCGGACGCGGCCCUGCCGGCCGGACUGGGGACCGGAUCGGAGGCCGAACCGGAGGCUGGCGCACAGGACCACGGCGAGCUGCUCAACAGGCUGCUGUUGGCGCCGCCGACGCCGACGCCCGCCCACCGGGUGUACCUGGCCACCGACCGGCAGAUGCUGCGACACCGCAACACCUCCGACCCGCAGCACCCGGAGCGUCCCGAGCGGCUGACGGCCGUGAUGAGCCGGCUGGCUGACUGGGGACUGGACGGCCGCUGCCACCGGCCGGCCGAGCCGCGGCGCGUCUCCGAGGACCAGCUGCUGGCCGUGCACGAGCCGGCCCACCUGGCGGCCAUGGCCGACACGGCCGGCCAGCCGGCCGACGAGCUGGACCGCCAGGCGGAGCGGUACGACUCGGUCUACCUGGCGCCCGACAGCUACGACUGCGCCCUGCUGGCCGCCGGCUGCGUGGUGGAGGCGGUGGAUAGCGUGCUCUCCGGCGAGGGUGGCGCCGCCGCGUGCGUGGUUCGGCCACCCGGCCACCACGCCGAGCCGCACACCCCGCACGGCUUCUGCCUGUUCAACAACGUGGCGGUGGCGGCGCGCCACGCCUGCCGCGCGCAUGGCCUCAGUCGCGUGCUCGUCGUCGACUGGGACGUCCACCACGGCAACGGCAUUCAGCACAUGUUCUACGAGGACCGCGACGUGCUGUACCUCUCGCUGCACCGGCACGACCACGGCUUCUUCUUCCCGAUGUCGGACGACGGCGACCACGACCGCGUGGGCGAGGGGGCCGGGCGCGGCUUCAACGUGAACGUGCCCUGGAACCGCGCGCGCAUGGCUGGUGCCGAGUACCUGGCCGCGUUCCUGGCCGUCGUGCUGCCGGUGGCGUACCAGUUCGCGCCGGAGCUGGUGUUCGUGUCUGCCGGGUUCGACGCGGCGCGAGGCGACCCGCUGGGCGGUUACGGCGUGGCGCCAGAGGUGUACGGCCACCUGACGCACCACCUGGCGGCGCUGGCCGGCGGCCGGUUGGUGGUGGCGCUCGAGGGCGGCUACAACCUGACCAGCGUCGCCUACAGCAUGGCCAUGUGCGUGCGCGCGCUGCUGGGCGACCCGCUCGACGCCGUGCGUAGGCUGGUGCGGGAGCGGCACGCCGCCGCGGCCGGCCCGGCCGAGCCGUCGAGCCAGACGGAGCUGGACGGACAGACGGAAGGGCUCAGCCACACAGAGCGAGCAGCGGCGGGCAGCGAGGAGCCGGGAGACACCGGCGGCGAGGAGCCAGAAGCCGCUGGCGGCGAGGAGCUGGGAGCCACCGGCGGCUCGGCACCCGGUGAAGAGCUGGUGGCGGGAGCGACAGCGGCAGCGGCUGCGGCAGCGGCGGAGAGCGCGACCAUCGCCGAGUGCCUUCUGCUGCAGCAGGAGCUGGACGGCAUGUACGCCGUGAUCCCGCUGCCGGGCUGCCCGCACCUGAGCACCGUGUGCGAGCUGCCGGCGGCCGGCAUCGACGCCAGCGAGCCGUGCUGCGAGUGCGGCGACCUCCAGGAAAACUGGGUCUGCCUCACCUGCUACCAGGUGUGCUGCGGCCGGUACCGCGCCUGCCACAUGCUCGACCACGGCGCCGUCAGCGGCCACUGCAUGGUGCUCAGCCUGGCCGACCUCUCCGUCUGGUGCUACGUCUGCGAGGCGUACGUGCACCACGAGCGCCUGAUCGCCGCCAAACGCUCGGCCCACCGCAGCAAGUUCGGCGUGGACAUGCCGGUCUGACGGACCGGCCGGCGGGGGGAGCGGAGUGGGCCGCCGGUCUGACGGACCGGCCGGCGCGGGACGGGCUGCCGACCGCUGACAGACGGGGCGGCGCGGGACGGGCUGCCGGCGGCUGACAGACACGGGACGGGCUGCCGGCGGCUGACAGACGCGGGACGGGCUGCCGGCGGCUGACAGACGCGGGACGGGCGAGAUGCGCAGUCUGGUGGCGCGGCCUCGGUCACGUGGGCUGUACCAAGUGCGCUUAAUCCUGGCGGCUGUGGGUGGUGGUGGUGUGAGCAGCGUGCGAACGAGUGCGAGAGGUCUUCAGAUUGAGGGCAUGAACGGAGAUGUGGUAUCUUGGAAUCUCCAACAACAAUUUUCAGCCACGUAUCUAGCCUGCGUCGAAACAUCUGUGUCACUAUCCAGUAUUGUGGAGGCCCGGUGCAGUGGUGAAAUGAAGCCUCACCCGAGGACUACCAACAUUUCUUCGCACGCUGUCCUCAUCCUGGGGUAUACCCUGUGUGGUCGCCAUCUUUUAUCAUGUGAAAUAUUGCUUCCCUAAUUCGUUCCAUCGGCUGAGAUGCCACCUCGGCGGCCAUAAAGAUGGCGUUCAUUGACAUGGGCAUGACAAAGUCCACGUCCAGCGUCCGUGCGAUGUAGUCAGUCAUUCCCUUACCAUAGAUGUGAUGACCGGCCACUGGAUCGCCUCACUUCGAGAAGCGUUUAAAAACGCGGCAUCGCAGCGUUUCAGUUUUGGAAUACCACUAGUGCAGUUUGGCGAGGCAACGAAAUUCUGCAAUCUGUUCCGUGUCUUUUGUUUAUAGUUUGGACAGACCGACGUUUUGGUAAAACGUCGCAGCUUUGAGAUUUCCUUUGAUUUGCUGCCCUGUACAACUGUCGUGGCAACAGAGCUUCUAUGGGAGUCGUGGCUAUCAGACUAUUGAGCUUCCCUCCCGGAUACUGCCGCAUCAGUAAACCAGUUCGUCGGCAUUCCAUGGCCUGGCGAUGGACAGUGUCAUGUAAACUCGAGGUCGCUUCCAGAUCCGCGACGGAAUCGCCCCGGUCCUUCCAACUCGGUCGCUCGGUGCCUUUCGAAGGCCAUGUAGAUUGUGCGGUUGUGAAGUUUCAUUAAGGACACGUAGCCGAUAGACUAAGUAGCAUGAGGUAAAUCUUUGCCAAACCCGGAGCCGAGGGGAAGAUCUGACUCUGAUCCUUUGUGCUUGAUCACGUACGAAGGACGAGUUGUGGUGUGGUCUAUUACAAUUAUUUAUUUACUUUUUGGUAUGAUCGGUUAGGAUAAUUCAAUGAAACCGACAUUGAAUUCGUCACUCGUCUUGUUCAUGAAGGAAAGCAUUCCUUCGGGCCGUUCUCUGCAUAUAUUCCAAGUGCGUUUUGGCGUAGAUAAAAAUGUUUGCCAUCUCUGGUGUAACCACUAACGGUCGGAUAUAUCAAAAUGACAUUUUUACCGGGGUUAUCAGCUAUUUUUUUAUUUUUUGGUUUGACUGAGGCUAUCAUCUAUUGUACUUAAUAACUCCAUGUCACAUUGGACUAAUAACAAAUGUAUAAUGCGCACAUGCACUGAGUUCCUGGCGUGCGUUUUACCAACUGACGAAAACAGUUAACAACCGUUGUUUUGUAGACCCUCGUCGGCCUCGGGGCGCCGUAGAUGUCGCAUGUCUGACCGUAGUGCAUUACCGAAUGCUUGCUGGCACAUUGGCGGUCCAUUGGAAGACCACGGCAAAAGGUCUUACUUGAAAUUGACCAUACUUAUACGCGACAGAAGUAGACACCACUAUGAUAGAAGUAGACACCACUAUCAAUGCGCUCUGAUGGACGAAGUCAGAUGAAGCCACCUGUAACAGCGUUUGCCGACAGGACCAGAAAGUAGUGCAAAGGUCACGGGCCACCAGUAACAUUGCAGUGACCAAGGUAGUGGCUUAUCGUCGUUUUCGCCUCGUGCCUAGGCAGUUGGCUGUAACCUCCUCGUGCCUAAUUAGUUGGCUGUAAAGUGUACUCGUGACAUGGGAGGGACGCAUUUCAGUGCUUUAAUCACACCGCAAUCUACCGCCUGCAGCCGCCCUUCUGGCGUGGGGGGCCAUCUGGUGAGCCCUGUCCAUCGAGACCCCUGUCUGACCUGUCUGUCCACCGGCCCGGUGGGGUGGCCGGCCGGUCGGUGUGCGGGCGCCGGCGCCGCCCCGGCCGCCGGUUGUCGGCGCCGCCCGGUGCCCUGCGCACGACAGACACACCCCUCGACUGGCGGUGUUUGGCGCUGGCAGCCGUCCAGCGACCCGGGGUCCCACCUGGAGCGGUCUGGUGGUCGGCGGCUCUUGGGGGAUCGCCGCGUACUAAGCUACUCUUAGAGCUGAAAACAACUCGGGAAGGAAUGCAUGUUAUUUUAAGUUUUAGUGUAUUAUGAAGCUCAACAUUAACAUUACGUCUUAUGUACUUAAUCAGCAAAUUUCCAACCGUCCUCCUGAGCAUUUUUGCGACGUUGGAGACGAGCUCAUGGCAGCCAACGGGUGGGUAUAUGUAAGGUGCAUAUUUAUAACAGUGUACAUAUGUGCGAUGUGAUCAUACUUACAUUGGUGCUUUCCGGCACCAAACGCUUGUAACUCGGUAACUGGCGUCACCGCGAAGCCUUGUGCUGCUGACGAUCGCGGGCCCGCCGACGGGCGCUGCUUGAUCUCUACCUCCGCGUCGAAACCGCGAUCCUGCCGUCUUUCCCUCGCGAACGUUCGGCGUGUACUUAUGUCGCGUGCGGUCAGUGGGGCUCGCUUACGGAGCCAUGGCGUUCCAGGGAUUUGGUGCACGCUCUUCCGACAAUUACGGAUGUUUCUGGUUCUCGUUUGUUCUGCCUUCCAAUAAAGUUCUGCUUGUC